Messenger RNA from Aspergillus steynii IBT 23096, 1041 nucleotides. RefSeq lists its product as uncharacterized. NCBI's taxonomy places the organism in Eukaryota, Fungi, Ascomycota, Eurotiomycetes, Eurotiales, Aspergillaceae. The coding region runs from base 1 to 1041 and encodes 346 amino acids. The transcript has 2 exons. The record is from RefSeq and is a predicted model, not a curated record.
AUGAUGGCGCUUCACAAAGUAGUUGUCCCCAAACUGUCUGGGGUUCAUCGCUUUGCCUGCUUAGCUCUCUACCGAGGGCUCCUCCGACAAUGUGCCAAAUUACCAACCACAAUUCCCGAGCUCAAGACCCCUAGAUUCCUCGUCAAACAGAGGUUUCGAAGGUACAAGAGCCUUCAAAGCCCAUCUCAAACCAUCAAUGCGUUGAAGGCUGGAUACGAGGUACACUCAUCCCUUUUCCUUGUUCAGUUGAUCAAUGGCUCAAAUCUUUCUUUUCUUGAUAUGCAGGCCUUCGACCUCUUGCACUCGGCUGCCCAUGGGAACCAACGGGACGCACAACGUAUUACAGACCUCAUCACAAAAGCCGAAUCGAUCCAACAGCGGAAGAUCGCGGAGCAAAGUAAAUUAGUGAAAGCCACGCCCGUUAAACCUCCGACAAAGAAGCAACUUAAGAAAGAAGAAUCCCAACGUCAGCAAGAUCUCACUGCCCUUCGUCAUCCAGAUACGGAACCUAUACUUUCCCGCCCUCGUCCCGUUGUGAGUGGCAAGCGCCGAGUUCCUGUGCUCGUCAGUGCGCGUGGGCUUCCAUUUUUGCGCAUCAAGAAACCCCAGCCAAAGAACCUCAGUGGCGUGCUAAGGUCCAAACUCGAAAGGCGAUGGGGCUGGAUUGAGCGUCGCACUAGACUGGAGACGGAAAUACUCUUUGGCAAGGACGAAGACUACUGGGACCAAUUGACGGGCCAAUCGACGGAGGAUCAAGACGAUGGCCAAUGGACCACGGAGAUUAAGGAUGCUCUAUUGACAGUCAAUAAUCGGAUUCGCGAUGCGGAUAGGAAGAGUCGGGAGCUAGCCGAAGAAAUGUGGAAGGUCGUUCUCGCUGAGCGCGAAUUGGCAGCGAAAGAGAGAGAGCAAGAAAAGCAAGAGACGCAAGAGAAGCAAGAGACGCAAGAGAAGCAAGAGACGCAAGAGAAGCAAGAGACGCAAGAGAAGCAAGAGACGCAAGAGAAGCAAGAGAAGCAAGAGAAGGUCACCACGGACUCUUGA